Molecule: messenger RNA, 1415 nt
Organism: Mytilus californianus (California mussel)
Lineage: Eukaryota; Metazoa; Mollusca; Bivalvia; Mytilida; Mytilidae
Product: carboxypeptidase B-like
Exons: 9
Coding region: 10-1266 (418 amino acids)
Biological process (GO): proteolysis
Molecular function (GO): zinc ion binding; metallocarboxypeptidase activity
Source: RefSeq, a predicted model, not a curated record
CGCCUAAUAAUGAGAUUAUUAAUAAUUUAUAUUUGCAUAGCUGUUUGGGCGCUAGCUGACGCUAAGGUUUCUUACCAUGGAUUUCAAAUGUACGAUGUGGUACCAAAGACAAAUUUACAGCUGCGAAUUUUACAAGAAAUAUACAAAGAAGCCAAACAGGACGAAAUAGAUUUCUGGGUCCCACCAAGGGGAAUUAAUAUCCCUGUUCAGAUUUCCUUGCCUCCAAAAAGUGAACUCGUAGGAACUUUUCGAUUGGUAGGAAUGGACACUCGGUUAGUUAUUGACGAUGUACAGCACUAUAUUGACCAGCAAAAUAAAGUUGACCUUAAAUUUUCUCCACAAGGGAAAGCUGCUCCAUUCAACUACGGGGAAUACCAUAAUCUCUCGGCUAUAAAUGAUUGGAUAACCAAUAUAACAACAGUCUACGCCAGUAUGACUAAAGUGAUAGAAGUUGGAAAAUCAUUUGAAGGACGUUCUAUCCGCUUAAUUCAGAUUGACACAGGUAAAGUGAAACAGAAGAAUGGAUUCUUCAUGGAAGGUGGAAUCCAUGCCAGAGAAUGGAUAUCACCAGCGACCGUUAUCUACAUGACUGGUCAGAUGUUAGACCGAUAUGGAAUAGACGCCAAGAUAACAGACAUUGUUGAUUCUUACACGUGGUACAUAUUACCAGUGUUCAAUGUGGAUGGUUAUGCGUAUACAUGGACAACGGAUAGAAACUGGAGGAAGACCAGAUCAAAGCAUGGUGCUUGUUAUGGCGUUGACCCUAACCGGAACUGGGAUUAUGAAUGGUGUAAGGAAGGAGCCAGUAAAGAACCGUGUUCUGAUACAUAUUGUGGCCCAUCAGCAUUCUCAGAGGUAGAGGUGAAGGCAGUGGCAGAUUUUAUUAGCAUGCAUAAGGACACCAUUAAAGCUUUCAUUGAUUUCCAUAGUUAUUCCCAACUCUGGAUGACUCCCUGGGGAUACACAAAGAAACUACCAGCAGAUUAUGAAGAUCAGAAUGCAGGUGCUAAAGCUGCCUGCGACGCGUUGCAAGUGGACUAUGGAACAAAAUAUGAGCAUGGUAGCAUAGCUAAUAUUAUUUAUGAAGCAAGUGGAAGUAGUGCCGACUGGACAUAUGGAGCUGAAAAAAUCAAAUAUUCAUACGGUGUAGAGCUUCGAGAUAAAGGAAAAUAUGGCUUCUUACUUCCGGCGGAAGAGAUUAUUCCUUCUGGGAAAGAAACUUUAGAGGCAUUGAAGGCUCUGUGUACUUAUGUAUUCCAUCACUAAGCAGCUGAAAAUUGUUGUCAUGUCGCAAUAAUUGAUAUAAAUAUAUUAGUAUAUAUGAAAUGAAAUGUUUAUUUCUUAAUUUCAUCUAUGGAAAGACACGUCAACACACAAAUUGAAGUCUUUAUUUUGCACAGGCAAAUCAUAAACAG